AUGUAUAAUGAAGAAAACUCCUCAAAUACUAAUAAUAGUCAAUCUAUGGAAUGGGAUGUAAGCUUUACUCAUGAUCAAGUUAAUAUAAGUUUGUUCAACGCUUAUAAUAACCCAUCUAUAGAAUGGUCCGCUGGAUUUACUCAAAGUUAUGAGGAUAAUAAUAAUCUAUCUACUGAAUUAUCUAUAGACUUUACCCAAGAUCAAACUAAUAUAAGUUUACCAAACUUAUAUAAUAAUCCAUUCAUGGAAUGGUUUACAAAAUUUAAUCAAGACCAAACUAAUAAUAAUAAUCUAACUACAGAAUUAUCUAUGGAUUUUACCCAAUAUCAAACUAAUAUAAGUUUGCCAAACACUUAUAAUAAUCCAUCAAUAGAACGGUCCACAAGCUUUAGUCAAAAUCAACCUAAUAAUAAUCUUACAGAAUGGACUACAGAUACUAUUGAUUUUACUAAUAAUUCACCAUUUAUGGAAUGGGGUGCAGGCUUUACGCCAUAUCAAAUUAAUACAAAUUUGCUAAAUAUUUUCAACAAUUCGAUUAUAGAAUUACCCGUAGACAUUGCUCAAAAUAAUGAGGAUCAAACUAAUUACAAUCUAUCUAUAGAACAGACCGAAUGCUUUACUCAAGAUCAAACUAAUACAAAUUCGCUAAAUAUUCAUAAUUCAGAAGUUAUUCAAUGUCAUGAAAAUAAUACUUUACAACAAUAUAAUACAAAAUCAGUAAAAGAAAAUAAGCGUCUAGUUUCACUUGUCUCUAGGCAUAAAAAAAAUCGUCAAAAAAAUCCAAGAUGCAAGAAAUGUAAUCACCGAAAACCUCACUAUGAUGAAAAUUCUAAUCAAUGCAAAGAUUGUUAUCGGGCCUCAUUACGGGUCUUGAGUGGUAAUAAAUUAAUUGACGAUUUUAUUGGAUCAACGCAAAGUUUUUAUGGCUGUGCAAAUUACAAUAAAUUAGAAUUUAUUCCGUAUAACCAAUUUAUUAAUAUUGAAUAUCUUGCUAAAGGAGGCUUUAGUGUAAUACAUAAAGCAACAUGGUGUGAUGGACCUAUUGCUCGUUGGAAUCCUAAAAAACAAAAAUAUGGCCGAAAAAGAAAUUUUGAUGUUGCUCUUAAAGUUCUUAAUAAUUCUAAUAAAAUGGAUUCUGAUUAUUUAAAUGAGUUGAAAAACUUUUUUCAUUGUAUAAAAAACAAAGCUAAACGUGAUGUCAAAAAUGUCCAGCAAUAUAUUGGCAUUACGCAAGAUCCUGAAACAAAAAAUGGCUACAGGCCAUUUUCUGAUCGUAAACAUGACGAACAUCUUAUUCUAGAUAUUCUUAAUGGUCUUCGCCCAAAAAUUCCAAUUGACAUUCCACAUGAAUUAGUUGAAAUAAUGGAAAGUUGCUGGCAUCCAGAUCCGGACGAAAGAAUUCAAUUCAAUAUUUUUUAUGGAAUCCAUGAUCUUAAUAAAAUUAUUAAUAAAGCAGCACUCGGAGAAAUAAAAUUUCCGGAAAAUAAGAGAGCAAUUAUUUUACCAACUAAAAUGAACGAACAAGGAAUUUAUUCCAGCCGACCAUUAACACCGUUAAUUAGUAAAGCAUUGACUUUACAUAGUAUGAAACUAAAUAGCAACGCAAUUACUGACAUUCCAACGGCAAUAAUGCAACAACUAACAAAUGAUGAUUCUAAAGCGAUUGAAUUUGAUAUAAACAAACCAUAA
This is a messenger RNA of Cetraspora pellucida, 1689 nucleotides long. The record is from the annotation of a GenBank genome assembly. NCBI's taxonomy places the organism in Eukaryota, Fungi, Glomeromycota, Glomeromycetes, Diversisporales, Gigasporaceae.